AUGGAUAACUUAGUGAUGUUGAGAGAAGGGUGGGAUCAAUGGCUGCUGAUGGGGCUAAUUGGAACAGCAGCUGGGAUGCUGGGGCUUCUGAUUCAUCAGAUAAUUGACUCACUCAUCAGACUGAAAUGGGACCUGGUGGAAAAUUACCUGCAGGAUGGCAAGAUCCACAUGACCUGUGUGUGUGUGCCUGGGACUGGGCUGGCCAUGGUGGUCCUCUCUUCAGGCUCAGUGCUGUGCGUGCUGGCUGUAGCCUCUGGGCUCUUUUGCGGGCCAGAGGGUCCCAUGACCCAUUUGGGUGCUCUCCUGGGUUGUGGCCUGAGCCAGCUGCAGUCAGACACCCUCAGCCUCCACCUCCCCAUCUUCACCAGGUUUCAGAAUCCAAUGAAGAACUUGCUGGACCUAAACAUCUUGGCCUUCAUUCUGACCAUCCUUCUUGGAAUGCUUGGAGGUCUUCUGGGAGCUCUCUUUAUCUGCCUAAAUACAAAGAUUAAUAAAUUGCACGUGGGGUUCUUUAAUUCAAUUCCAAAGCUUUCCUUAGAAAAAACAAGCAGGCUGUUGGAAGCUCUGCUCAUCCUUGUAUGUACAAUGACAGUUACAGUGUGUUUACCAGGUUUCUUUCCAAGCAUCCCAGUCAUGAGACACUACCAGCUGAGAAACAACAACUCAGAAAUCAUAAAUCAGUUCAAGAGGGAAAUUUCAGAAUAUAGCUGUUCAUCAAGCACAUGGAUUGGUCCAGAUGGAGUCAGAUAUUCUAAUCAAACCUUCAAUCAAGCUGUUGUUGCUCUAGUUGAAAAUGGUAAGCAAGAGAUCACUCAUGAGGAGUUUGGAUCCGCAUCCCUCUGCGAUGCAUCCUGGACAGCAGGUUCUGCUGCUGCCAGUGGCCUGGUUAUUCCUGUACUGUACAGAGGGGCUUUGCAUGGCAGGACCACUGGCUUGAUCCUCAGUUCCAUUGUUGGUGUUCAAGCUAAUGAAUACAGAGCAUGGAUUGAUCCAGGUCUCUCUGCUGCCAUUGGAGCUGCCUCCUUUCUCAAUGGUGUGUCAGGACCAACUCUCUCCCUCACUGUGAUAAUGGUAAUCAUUUGUUCUGUUUUAUCCAAUGAUGUCCAGGCCUUGCUUCUGAUAAUGCUGGCUGUCAUACUUGCCAGGAUGGUUGGUGACUUGUUCAGCCCAUCCCUGUGCAGUUCCCUAUUGAAGUUGAAAUGUAUUCCCUACUUGGAUGUGGAACCUUUUGCUCAUCACAGGAGAAAAUGGUUGAACCUGGAACUGUUCUCUGCCAGGGACAUCAUGGAGCCUGGCGUCAGAGUCUUUCACCUGAAGGGAAACAUUGCCUCCUUGGCUCAGCUUCUUGCAAGUAAAAGCCGGGGCGGAUUCCCAGCGGUUUGCAGGCCCAAGCCAGACCAUGCAGAGGUGUUCCAGGGAGCUAUUUAAAGGCUAGAGCUCUGCAUGCUGCUGGAGAAUGAGAACAUCUUUGAACCAGAGACAAAUGAUGAAUCUUCUUCCUCCUCUCCUCUCACCUGUGAGAAGAUAACAGAGGAGAAGCUGCCCACUGUGUCACGCCUGACCAGGCUGCUGAAUCGCUACACUACAGAUCCCCAGUAUCAGCAACUCUUCAUCAAUCUGCCAUACAUAAACAAGUCUGCAAUGUCAGUCCAAGCUCAUUUCUCACGGUAAUGCACCUAUGUCAUCUUUUGCACCCUGGGUCUGUGCCACCUCACUGUUGAUGAACCACUGAACCGAGCGGUUGGGGUGAUCACCAGGAAGAACCUGACGCCUUUCACACUGGAGUUGAGGCUCAGGACCCAGCUGGCACCACAGAGCCCUGAUGCCCGUGGGUAG
Molecule: messenger RNA, 1836 nt
Organism: Dryobates pubescens (Downy woodpecker)
Lineage: Eukaryota; Metazoa; Chordata; Aves; Piciformes; Picidae
Product: chloride channel protein A-like
Biological process (GO): transmembrane transport; chloride transport
Cellular component (GO): intracellular membrane-bounded organelle; membrane
Molecular function (GO): voltage-gated chloride channel activity
Source: RefSeq, a predicted model, not a curated record